This is a messenger RNA of Triticum turgidum subsp. durum (durum wheat), 348 nucleotides long. The record is from the annotation of a GenBank genome assembly. NCBI's taxonomy places the organism in Eukaryota, Viridiplantae, Streptophyta, Magnoliopsida, Poales, Poaceae.
AUGUCCGGCACCGUGUGCUCCAUGUGCGGCGACGUCGGCUUCCAGGACAAGCUCUUCCGCUGCGCCCGUUGCCGCUGCCGCUUCCAACACUCCUAUUGCACGAACUACUACGGCGACGCGGCCCCGGCUGACGCGGGCGCCGGCGUGUGCGACUGGUGCCUCAGCGACGACCCCCUCGUGAAGAACAGGCGCCCUUCGGCGCCGCCGGCCAUGCAGCACCGCGGUCCGCCGACCGGGAUGGGCUGCGGCAAGGUCAAGGUGACCGGCGGCGGCGAGCAGGAGGGCGGCCGGAGAGUGGCCAAGGCGGCCGUCCGCAGGUACAAGCUCCUCAAAGACGUCCUGUGCUAG